GCUGGGGCGCGUCGUCGUCAGUCGGUCCCGUGCAGCCGCCGCGCUCGGAGCUGAGCGCUCUUUCUCCGUCUGCCGCCCGUCUUCCCUCCGCCGCCGCCGCCGCCGCUUCUUUCUCGCCUCGAGUCCGAAGUCCCCCCCUUUCCCCUCCACGCGCCAGCGGAGAGCAUGGUAGAUUACCACACCGCCGGACAACCAGCCUAUCAGUACGGAGGCAACGGCCCGGGCAUCGGCGACUACAUGGCUCAAGAGGACGACUGGGAUCGGGAUCUCCUGCUCGACCCGGCCUGGGAGAAGCAGCAGCGCAAGACAUUCACAGCAUGGUGCAAUUCCCACCUUCGGAAAGCCGGCACGCAGAUCGAGAACAUUGACGAAGACUUCCGGGAUGGUCUCAAACUAAUGCUGUUGCUGGAGGUCAUUUCAGGAGAACGGUUACCGAAGCCGGAAAGAGGGAAAAUGAGAGUACAUAAAAUCAACAACGUGAACAAAGCUUUGGAUUUCAUCGCCAGCAAAGGAGUCAAGUUGGUGUCCAUAGGAGCUGAAGAAAUUGUCGAUGGCAACGCCAAGAUGACCUUGGGUAUGAUCUGGACCAUCAUUCUCCGGUUUGCCAUCCAGGAUAUUUCAGUGGAAGAGACUUCAGCCAAAGAAGGACUCUUAUUGUGGUGCCAAAGGAAAACCGCCCCUUAUAAGAACGUCAACGUGCAAAAUUUCCACAUCAGUUGGAAAGACGGUCUUGCUUUUAACGCCUUGAUCCACAGACACCGACCAGAACUCAUUGAAUACGACAAGCUUAGAAAGGACGAUCCGGUCACGAAUCUGAACAACGCUUUUGAGGUUGCCGAGAAGUACCUUGACAUUCCCAAGAUGUUAGACGCAGAAGAUAUUGUAGGCACGCUCAGGCCCGACGAGAAGGCCAUCAUGACUUACGUCUCCUGUUUCUAUCAUGCUUUCUCGGGGGCUCAGAAGGCCGAGACAGCGGCAAACAGGAUUUGCAAAGUGUUGGCCGUCAACCAAGAGAAUGAGCACCUGAUGGAAGAUUACGAGAAGCUGGCUUCUGAUCUUCUGGAAUGGAUUCAGCGCACCAUCCCUUGGCUGGAGGACCGGGUGCCUCAGAAGACCAUGCAAGAGAUGCAGCAGAAGCUGGAGGACUUCCGGGACUACCGACGGGUCCACAAACCCCCCAAAGUGCAGGAGAAGUGCCAGUUGGAGAUCAACUUCAACACCUUGCAGACCAAACUGCGACUCAGCAACCGGCCGGCCUUCAUGCCCUCCGAAGGAAGGAUGGUGUCGGAUAUCAACAACGGCUGGCAGCGCUUGGAGCAGGCGGAGAAAGGUUUCGAAGAGUGGCAGCUGAACGAAAUCCGGAGGCUGGAAAGAUUGGAUCAUCUGGCUCUGAAGUUCCGUCAGAAGGCCUCCAUCCACGAAGCCUGGACCGAAGGGAAGGAGGCCAUGCUGAAGCAGAAGGACUACAAGACGGCCACCCUGUCUGACAUCAAGGCCCUGAUCAGGAAGCACGAAGCGUUUGAGAGCGACCUGGCGGCUCACCAAGACCGCGUGGAGCAGAUCGCGGCCAUCGCGCAGGAGCUCAACGAGCUGGAUUAUUACGACUCUCCCAGUGUCAACGCCCGGUGCCAAAAGAUCUGUGACCAGUGGGACUCCCUAGGGUCCUUGACCCACACGCGGAGGGAAGCGCUGGAGAAAACGGAGAAGCAGUUGGAGACCAUCGACCAGCUCCAUCUGGAAUACGCCAAGCGAGCCGCGCCCUUCAACAACUGGAUGGAAAGUGCAAUGGAGGACCUCCAGGAUAUGUUCAUCGUCCAUACCAUAGAGGAGAUAGAGGGCUUGAUUGCUGCCCACGAUCAGUUCAAAUCCACGCUGCCCGAUGCCGACAGAGAACGAGAGGCCAUCUUGGGCAUCCAGAGCGAAGCGCAGAAGAUCGCAGACUACAACAACAUCAAACUCUCCGGGAACAAUCCGUACACUUCGGUCACGCCUCAGAUCAUCAACGCCAAGUGGGAAAGGGUCCAGCAAUUGGUACCCAAGAGGGAUAGCGCCCUUCAGGAUGAGCAGAGCAAACAGCAGUCGAAUGAACGUUUGCGCCGACAGUUCGCCAGCCAGGCCAACAUCGUGGGGCCCUGGAUCCAGACCAAGAUGGAGGAGAUUGGGCGCAUCUCCAUUGAGAUGAACGGCACCCUGGAAGACCAGCUGAACCACCUCAAGCAAUACGAGCUGAACAUUGUCGAGUACAAGCCCAACAUUGAUGUCUUGGAGCAGCAGCACCAGCUCAUCCAGGAGGCCCUGAUCUUCGACAACAAGCACACCAACUACACCAUGGAGCACAUCCGGGUUGGAUGGGAACAGCUCCUCACCACCAUCGCCCGGACCAUCAACGAGGUGGAGAAUCAAAUCCUGACCCGAGAUGCCAAAGGGAUCAGCCAGGAGCAGAUGCAAGAAUUCCGGGCCUCCUUCAAUCAUUUUGACAAGGACCACGGCGGCUCCCUGGGACCCGAAGAGUUCAAGGCCUGUCUCAUCAGCUUGGGAUACGAUGUGGAGAAUGACCGACAGGGCGACGCAGAGUUCAACCGGAUCAUGAGCGUUGUGGACCCCAACAACAGUGGCGUGGUGACUUUCCAAGCCUUCAUUGACUUCAUGUCCCGGGAAACAACCGACACAGACACGGCUGAUCAGGUCAUUGCUUCCUUCAAAGUUCUGGCUGGAGACAAGAACUACAUCACGGCAGAGGAACUGCGGCGAGAGCUCCCUCCAGACCAGGCAGAAUACUGCAUUGCCCGGAUGGCACCUUACCAGGGUCCCGACACCAUUCCCGGAGCCCUCGACUACAAAUCUUUCUCCACGGCGCUGUACGGCGAGAGCGACCUGUGAGAGGAUGGCGGCAGCGGUGGCGGCAAGCGCUGGCACUUCUUAGGAAGGGAGGAGGGGAACGCCCAUUCCGUUUCCUUCUACACCGUAUCUUCGUUUUCUCUCUCUUUUCUCUUUGCCUCUUCCUCUCACUCGCACACAACCACGGGACUAUACUUCUUACCCCCACCCCCACCCACCCCGCUAUCUUUUCACUGAAGACGAGAAGCUGCCUCCUCAUUCUUUCUUUUUCUAUUUUUUAAAAAAUUGUGACUUCUAAGAGCACGGUUACCUAUGCAAUAGCCAUGGUUUCUUUGGCCUCCCAAUAACAAGACACCCCACCUCCUCCCCAGCCCCCCCCCCCCCCGAGGGCUCAGCAGCCCCCUUGAUAAUUGCGUUGCUGUGACAGGCAGGAUAAAUCAUGGGUGUCGGAGUGCCAAGUCCAGCAAACAAGCAUACAGUUUGGGAAGGGGGGUUGUUCAACUUAUAUAUAUAUAUAUAUACAUAUAUAUAUUUCUUAUCAUGUUCAAAAAGUAGGGGAAAGCUUCUUUAAAGUCUGUCCUCCCGCCCCCUGCUUCCUUUCUCAUUCUUUUGUUUUUAAUUUAUGUAGCUGGUAGGCAGGAACUCGGCAGGAACUAAACAGUGCUGGUGCGUGGAUAAUAGGGUGGUCCAGCGGGCACCCCACUUUUCCGUGGAUGUGUUUUAAUGCAGAACAGGAUUCUUGUCCCCCUUCCCCUCUUAGCUUAGGCACUUCCUCCCUCAUCCUUCAGCGCAAACACCUUCCUUUGCGGUCUUCAAACUCAUUACCCACUUUUUAAUUCAGCAGCGCCAAAGCUGCUACCCCCUUCUUCACCGUGUUCAGUACAGUAGCGAUGCACAGUGGUUGGACCUGCGCAGGGGUAUCUCAGGCACACGAUGACUCUUUCCCCCCCCCCUCCAGCCCACCUGGUUGAAAUACAUUCCAGGGUGGCGGGUGCUUCUAACAUUCUGCCUUGGAAGAAGUGGGCUAUCUUGGGAUUCUGAUCUCAAAGUUAUUUGGGUGGAGGGCACUUCUGGCUUACACACACACAACACAUAGGCAAAACAAGCCAGGAUUUGCUUGCAAAGGUGGCCUCGGGUUUCCCAUUUUUACCCACACUCUCUCUCUUCUCCCCACUCCCCAUUCUGGGGCAGUGACUUAAGAUAAAGGAAAAGGGAAUAUUCACCCACGGGGCAUCCACUGUUAUUUUGGAAGGGGGCAUUCUUAAGGAGAUGUCUUAAAAGAGGGAAGCUUUGGCUUUCCCUUCGUGGGGGCCACGAAGGAAGCCGACACAAAUGUCAGGUUCGCAAAACAGGGCAGAGGGAAGCCAGCAAAACUUUCAUCAGGAAGUUCUCCGAACCUACUCAGCUACUCCUAUUAUUAUUAUUAUUAUUUUUUGGUGGGGAGGGCAGCAUCAAACCGAGUCUUCCUUCUCCUUUUCUCUUUGCUCUGAAUAACUCUUUCGAUCCGUCGCUUCACCCUCUUAGGUCUAUUUUGUAAUUCCUCCUUCAUCAUGGUGCAGGGUUUUCUGAGGACCAAAUUCAAAUGCAAAAGAGAACCGUGCAAAUCUCAAUUAUUAUUAUUAUUAUUAUUUUUAAAAAGAGACACGGCAAGUUGGUUGCAAUCUAACAACAAUCCAGGUGGUUAUUAUUAUUAAAUAUAAAUAUAUAUAUUCCUCUAGCAUUGUAUAUUGUUAAUUGAUUAGGGGAGGGGGGAGACAUUGUUUCUGUCCCUUUCCCACCCCCACCCCCACCCAUUUUCAUCACGUAAUUAAGGGUUACAGCUGCCUCUAGCACCAAAAACUAACAUUUCCACACUGGGUUUUUUUUUGGGGGGGGGGAGUUAGGACGGCAUCCUUUCAGUUUUGUUUCCCUCUUCUUCUUUUUUUGCCAUCAGGAAAAAGUUUAAUGACUUAUUUUAUUGCAGUUGCUACAAAAAUCUGUCUUACCAAGGGUCAAACCCUGACAUAAUAAGGAGUAACCAGGUUCUCUCUGCCUCUACUGGCCAUCAAAUCUGUUCUAAAACUUCCAACAUUUCUGAAGAAGCAAUUCUCCUUGCUCUUGGGAAACCAGACAAUAAAAUAUAAUAUUUUUAAA
Messenger RNA from Thamnophis elegans (Western terrestrial garter snake), 4971 nucleotides. RefSeq names its product actinin alpha 4 (gene ACTN4). The record is from RefSeq and is a predicted model, not a curated record. Gene Ontology annotation, biological process: muscle cell development; actin cytoskeleton organization. The transcript has 21 exons. Gene Ontology annotation, molecular function: calcium ion binding; actin filament binding. Gene Ontology annotation, cellular component: cell projection; Z disc; cell junction. The coding region runs from base 166 to 2880 and encodes 904 amino acids. Lineage: Eukaryota; Metazoa; Chordata; Lepidosauria; Squamata; Natricidae.